UCUUCGUCUUCUCUACCUUCUCUCUGCUCUGCUCGCUGGCGCAGGCCAGAUAUUUUUCUUCCGAUGAGAGUACACAUCUCGGCCUCCUCAUCUCUAUCUCUCCAGGAGGAGGACGACGGACCACCAAAUCCCAUACAUCUCUUCCCCUCUUCUCCGUCGACCUGCGCUUUUCUCCGAGAAAGUCGGCAGGAGAUGUCCUGAUUUCUACGUCCUUCUCCGGAUUUCUGGUGCCGUGCGACGGUAGUUCUUGCGGAGGAGAAAGCUCGAAUCUUUGUCGAUCUGUUCGUCCAACCGCUCUUUCUGACCACCGUCGAUUUCGGUCCUGAAUCUUUCUUUCCAUCCAUUUCAUCGGAGACAUAAACAUACACUGCUUCUUCUUGAUCCCAUGGGGGACGUGUCCACGAUUCAACGGCCACCCGGCAGUGUCGCCAAGCAGGGCAAUCAAGUUGGAGAGUUCGUGUCGGCUGGAUGGACAAACGACAGCCACGACAUGUACAUAAGCUCCAUGGAGGCCUCCUUCAUGCAGCAACUCCGUGGCCAACAGUUACAGCACCACCACGCUCACGCUCCUGCUAGUGCUAGGAACGUGACCCAUGUGGCCGGCCAUGGGCUCAAGGCGCUCCAUGUCCAAGAUGGAGCUCCGAAUGAGCUCAUGUCCGAGAGGAACGUCCCUCGCUCGCGUCAUGUGGGCGUAAGAGGCCUGCCCGAGGAUCCGUGGGCAAGGCGUUUCAGGCCACACAAACAUUAUUCUGGUAUGAAUCGUCACGGUGAUGUGGUGGGUGCUUCGGCCGAUGAUGGUGAAUCGGGUACCGAUACAGUUCAGAAGACUUAUCGGACACAUGGAAAAGAAGUGCACAGUUGUGCUGGCGAAAAUCUUGUUGGCAAAAGCUCAGAAGCCUCUGGUCAGAAUUUUCCUGAAGACGAUGUUCAUUCCAUUGCUCAGCGAAUCAAAUCAUGCAAGAAAAGGAGGACUGCCCCUUCCACCGCUGCAGGUUCUUUCACGUCGAUGCUCGAAUGCAGCGAUGAGCGGUGGUGAAGGCCAAUGUAUGUUUUCUGAAGCCCGGAGGAAGCGACGGAAGACUAGUUGUAGAAAUUCUUGCUGAAGCAGUUGUGAUAGGUGACUGGUGCGGCUGCUAAAUUUUUUAACUCGGCGGAUAGCUCUUGAUCGGUCUGCUCUUUCGGCGUGAUGGUGGUGAUGUGAUGAUGUGAUGUGUGAGCAUCAGGCUCAAGUUUGCAGAUCUGCGAGAGUGGAGGUGGUGAUGUGAUGCCUUGUAUUGGUGUAUUUCUUCAGCAUCUACAGUUUGCAAUUGAAUCAAUAGA
Triticum dicoccoides is the source of this 1320-nucleotide messenger RNA. RefSeq lists its product as uncharacterized. The transcript has 3 exons. Gene Ontology annotation, biological process: response to cold; regulation of circadian rhythm. NCBI's taxonomy places the organism in Eukaryota, Viridiplantae, Streptophyta, Magnoliopsida, Poales, Poaceae. Bases 386 to 1036 code for a protein of 216 amino acids. The record is from RefSeq and is a predicted model, not a curated record.